This is a messenger RNA of Cricetulus griseus (Chinese hamster), 4392 nucleotides long. Lineage: Eukaryota; Metazoa; Chordata; Mammalia; Rodentia; Cricetidae. The record is from RefSeq and is a predicted model, not a curated record.
GUCUUUUCGGGAUACUGGGCAGGCUCACACAUGGUACAUAUACGUACAUUCAGGCAAACAUUCAUAUACAUAUGAUAAAGUCUUUCUUGAGAGAGGGCCUUAUAUCUCUGGCUUUCCUGGAGCUUGCUCUGUAGACCAAGCUGGCCUCAAACUCACAGAGACCCACCUGCCUCUGCUUCCUGAGUAAUGGGAUCAGAGGUGCAUGUCACCAUGUCCUGCAAAAAUAAAUCUUAAAAAAAAUGCUUAAUAUGACGUUGUUAGCUGCCUGAUGUGGGUUCUGGAAACCAAAUUUGGGUCCUCUAGGAGAACACUAUGAACUCUUAGCCAUUAAGCCAUUUUUCAAGCUCUUAAUAUUUUUACCUGCUAGCUUAAAAAUCACCCGGUAGCACACACAGACAUUAAACUUGUGGUUCUGCUAUCUAAGCUUUAGCUGGGAUUACAAACCUGUACCUCCAGGUCCAGCUCCAGGAAGUUUUGUUUAGUCAUUAUUUUCAUCAGUGACCUUUACUCACUGCUGUAACUGAGACAUAUAACAAGCAGAACACUAAAGCUGACAUUUCUUUGUCAUUUGAGACAGGACCUUGUGAAGUCUCUGCCAUGCAACCAAGGAUAACCUGAUCUUCCUGCUUUCCCAUCUUGAGUUUCGGGGUUAUGGGCAGUUGUGGAGACACCCUGCAACCUGAAAUUUCUAAUGGUGCAGAGUUGCUUAGUUCCCAUCACCCCCAACCAUAUCAUCUAGAGAUGGGAGUAUGCAUACAUUGGAGUCUUGUUGCAGCAGGAAAAUUAUUCCAGUGAAGUAAUUAAUCCACACCAGAGUCUGGUUUUCCUUGGCAACUCUUUGGUACCAAGCUAUGGCAACAUUGCUGUAACUGGAAAGUAGGUCACCUUCUACCUACCAUGAGUUGGUUUCACACAAUGGAGCAUUCAUUCAUUCAUUGUUCACAAGAUUUCUCUGGCCACAUAUACCUCCUACAGCUAUUGGUUAAAGCUGGGCUUAUUCGUUGGCUGUACAUGCCUAGAAUAAUCAUCUAUAACUAUAAUUUGAAAACUUUCACACCAGCCAAAGAGAAGAUACUGCUGAAAGCUAGACCAAAUUGCACCAGUGUUUCAGUGAGGUUUCGUUUGUUUGGGGGUUCUAUGCAAGCAGGGGUGAGGGGAGCAGAGGGUGAGAGCUACUUUAACCCCCUAUGUUUAUUUGCCAUUCCCUCGGCAGCAAGCACAUCUUAGUUAAAUGCAUUUAACAACUCUGACAUACAAAGUACCAUGCUAGCUGUCCAGGGAUGCCGUUUUAACAAUGGCAUCAUCAUUGCUUUCAUUGAUAUGAUCCACACCCAUAAUAAGCAAAUCAUAACUGGAAUUGUGAUACUUGCCCUUGGGAGGUAGAGGCAGGAAGAUUGGGACUUAAAAGCUCAUCCUCAGUUACAUAUGAAAUUGGAAGCCAGACUAGUGAGAACCUAUCUCAAAGAAGCAACAAAACAAAACAAAAAACAAAACAAACAACACACAGCAACAACAUCAACCCAGUAAACCCUCGCCCCCCCAAAGCCAAAAGCCUUCCCUCAGGGUUGCCUGGGGAAACUGCCAGCUGUGAUUGAGGCCCCUCCUGUUCUCCAAGAAAGGAAAUAGGAUUCUCCUAAUUAUGCCCAAAUAGGAUGCACUGUGAACUUUGACCAAGGAGGUGUUCUUGAACCAAAUGAGGUGGUGUACCGGUGUAGUAGCUGCACUUGGGAAACAGAGGGAAGAGGAUCGGGAGUUCAAGGUCAUUCUUGCCUACACAAAGAAUUCCAAGCCCUCCGGACCUUCAAGACGCCGUCUGAAAACAAAACAAAAAAAAAAAAAGCAGCGACUGCCGCUUACAGUGGUUGCUUCUGAAGCGAAGGACGAGAAGAUUGCGACCCUGGCGUGGGACAGUCACACACCUGAGUGUGUGACUUCCCCAUCAGCACCUGUGCCUUUGCUCUACAGGGCCACGGCCGGCAGCUCAGCUGCAGACCCUUGGUGACCCGGAGGGUCCGAAGUUCUCCCUCUAGUGGCUCGCAGUGUGCUGGGUGCGGUGGCGACGCGGGAAGCCGGGGACCUCGAGCCUGGGCUCUCCCACAUCCCGGCUGGGGUGGUCAAGCUGGAUGUUGCCGGGAAGCAGCUCCGGGUUGCAGGGCAGGGACGCGCCCUUCCCCCGUGCAAACUUUCAGUCGCUGCGACGGAAGCAGGAACUUGAUCACGACCAAAUCUGCGGGGCCGGUGCGGGAGCUGCGGAGGAUUCCCUGCUCUCCUCUCCAGAUCUUUGCGCACUUCGCCGGUCCUUUGAAAAAAAGCGACCUAGCCGUCCUUGAGCCCAAGAGCCACGGGGACCUUAGAGAUCUCUCGUUUGCAGAGGUAAAGUAGCCGGUACAAUCUUCCUGAAGUCAACUGAGGCCAGAAGACACACCCUUGACCUCUGAAGAGACCAGGGUUAGCAAGGGUUCAGAAUGCUCUUCCGGGAGGAGCAGAGCUGGGCUUAUACUUUGGUGGUAAUUUGCUUCCUGACACCAAGGCUGGCUGCUGGUCAGAAGUGCCUCACUGAGAGUCUAGAGGAUGUUAUCAUUGACAUCCAGUCUUCCCUUUCGAAAGGAAUCAGAGGCAAUGAGCCCAUCCAUACAAUAACUCAGGAAGAGUGCAUCGGUGCCUGCUGUUCAACACAAAACAUAGCGGGGGACAAAUCCUGCAACCUGAUGAUCUUCGACACCCGGAAGACAGCUGGACAGCCCAACUGCUACCUGUUUUUCUGUCCCAGUGAGGAAGCUUGUCCACUGAAGCCAGCAAAGGGACUUAUGAGCUACAGGCUCAUCAGAGAUUUUCCAUUGGCCAGAGCUACUUCACCACUCCAAAAGUUAACACAAGAAGACUCUCCAUUACUUGGCCAUACCUUGCCAGCUGUCUCUCUCCGGGCCCCUCCUCCCACAGGUUACCCAAAGCCUACCAGCCUGAUUUGGAGAGAUGUGUCUUCUCAGAGGACCACCACCUCAGCUCACUCACAGAAACCUAUCCAGAUUGAUGAAGCAAGCACACAGCUCGCUGUUUAUAAAGAAAAGGGCCAUUCUCAGAGUUUGCAGCUAUCCUCAGAACUAAAAAUGGCUCAUCUGCUCCCUAAAAACGCCACCACCCCGUCUACCACCGUGGCUGUUACUUCUCUCCAUAAUGUCCCUGCCACUCUGAAGCCUGCACUUCUGUUGGCCAGUGCUUCAGUGACACCCGUGACCUUACAGCAGAAGGUGGCCACCACACCUUCUCCACCUGUAACCAUGGUGACCUGGAAGCCUCCUGCAGGCUACAGGUCUCCAAGUGUUACACAAGGAGUUACACACCAGGCAGCUCUGACCUCUGUCUCUCCGGCACGUAUGGACUCGAAAGGCAUCUUAGAAACAACGCCCUUUCACGCAGGCUCUGAGCUAACCUCAGACAUGGGCAAUGGGAAGAGCUCUGUGGCUCUUUCUUUGUCAACCCCAGAGUCUUCUGUUACAAGCAAGACUGCUGCUUCCUUGGAGAAUGGGAGGGUCAGUGUAGGCAGUGCAUCAUUGAAUAGGGUUCCAAAAAUCCAGCAUGGCCUUUCAUUUGAGAAGUGGCUUCUCAUUGGGACCCUCCUCUUUGGUGUUCUGUUCCUGGUAAUAGGCCUCGUCCUCUUGGGUAGGAUGCUGGCAGAAUCACUCCGUAGGAAACGGUAUUCAAGACUUGACUACCUGAUCAAUGGGAUCUACGUUGACAUUUAAAGACAAAUUGGGAAUCUCUUAGUUCAUGCAAUUACUCAUUGCCAAAUGCACCUGUGUUCCUCCUGCCCAGCCCAUCUCAGUAAGAACUAUAUCUUGAAGGACUCUUCUGCUACUUUUCUUCUCCUUUGUUUCCUUUUUGAGACAGGCUCAGGUAGCUCAGGCUGGUCUUGAACUCCUGUUCCUCCUGCCUCUGCCUCCCAGCUCCAGUUCAGAGGUUACAGGUUUUCACUACCAUGUCUGGAUUUUUAAUUUAAAAACAAUUUUAAAUUCUUUUGCAGCACUAGAGGUCAAAUUCAGGGCCUUCUGCAUGCUAGGCAAGCACUCUACUGCUGGGCCACAUCCCCAGCCCAACCACUUUCUGUUUGUCUGACUUUUUGGUUUUUUGUUUUUCAGACGAAGAGGGGGAUAAAAGAAACUAAGUUAUUUGAACGACCUGUCUGUAAAAUAGUAGCUGAAAAUGAUUCUGAGCUAUAAUAUUAAGUAUACUUGAGUAUAAAGUAGAAACCUGUACCUAAACAUAAGUCAUUACUAUUUCUCAUUCCAGACAAUGGCAACUGUUUGAUACUAGUUCUAAUGGAUUCUCUUUUCUUUUUUAUAUGGAUUCCAAUAAAACUCAUUCCAGAUGUGUUUCCCUCCAAUUAAAUAUUUG